ACUAGGAAUAUAUGGAACUCCAUGGCCUAUCCAAAGUUUGGCUUUUUCUUUGUGCAUUCUGAUUAUUACUACAGUAAGACAUCAUCUAUCUUACCAGCCAUAUUUGUCACUCCGAAAGGGUUUAAUCCCACAAAUGAUUCAUAUAUGUUCCACCAGAAAUUCCUUGGAUGUCUUGCCACUUUGGUAGAUCUAAUGAUGCCAGCAUUCUUGUCGGAGACUGUGAUGAUCAGGAAGCAGUAUGAAUCGGAGUCCACACAAAUCCUGUCUGCUAUCGAAAUGGCAAUGAUCAGAGUAAAAAGGGCUCUUAAAAUGAGGUUAGGUCCAAAAGCAAGUUAAUAAUUGAAUUACAUUUCAUUAAAACAUUGUAAUGUCAUGAACAAGGAAGGCUGGAGUAAUUAUGCUAUUGGGACUAUUUACACAAUAUACAGGCCAAAGGAUCUGGAUCUCUUGUUAAAAUAAUGCUGUUCAGCAUAUUGUAAUUAGGAUAACUUACUUACUGUUUCAACAGAUUUGCUGAUGUGGUAGACCUAUUUUAUGACAAGGUUUUGCCAUAUGUAUUCUGGGCUCGAGGAGACCUCCAGCUUGCAUCAACACUCUUCAUGAAACUGAUAGAUGGAG
Molecule: messenger RNA, 618 nt
Organism: Pecten maximus
Lineage: Eukaryota; Metazoa; Mollusca; Bivalvia; Pectinida; Pectinidae
Exons: 2
Coding region: 22-336 (104 amino acids)
Source: RefSeq, a predicted model, not a curated record